Molecule: messenger RNA, 1660 nt
Organism: Erpetoichthys calabaricus (reedfish)
Lineage: Eukaryota; Metazoa; Chordata; Cladistia; Polypteriformes; Polypteridae
Product: procathepsin L-like
Exons: 9
Coding region: 266-1267 (333 amino acids)
Biological process (GO): immune response
Cellular component (GO): lysosome
Molecular function (GO): cysteine-type endopeptidase activity
Source: RefSeq, a predicted model, not a curated record
UAUGCUACUGUAAGACAUUGAAACCACCGGCGAGUAGCCGUCAGUGCAUAGAGAUACUCCAUCAAGAAUGAUGCAAUUAAAUCUCCCAAGACUACAGAAACUACGGGGAACCUUCGCGUGCUGCUCACGGACUAAGACUGGAAUAUCUGACAACAGUGAGCUCAGUCUCUCAUAUUCACAUACAGAAAAUGAUCGGAAUGAUCAGAGAGAGCAUCUCAUUUUAUGAAAAGAUCACAUCUCAUGAAAAAAGACCCCAAAGUUGACCAUGAAGGCCAUCUUUUUUAUGGUGUGUCAGGCUCUUUGCCUUUACCUCAUCGUGUGUAUUGACAGUCGUCUGGACUUCAAGUGGCAAGUUUGGAAGAAGACCCACGGCAAACAGUACAAGAAGGCAAGUGAGCUGCAAAAAAGAACAAUAUGGGAAGAGAACUUGAGGAAAAUUAAUGCCCACAACUUGCAGUACAAGAGAGGAAAAACGACCUUUAAGUUAGGAAUGAACCAGUUUGGAGAUCUAACCUCUUCAGAGUUUGCCAGUAUGCUGAGUUCCUAUUCUGUGAAGCAUGUAAGAGAUAUCACACUGUCUGCCACUGACCUGCGAAGUGCUGCCAGUCAGCUGAACCUCACCAGUAUUGAUUAUAGGAAACUGGGGUACGUCACACCCGUCCAAGACCAGGGAUUUUGUGGCUGCUGUUGGGCAUUCAGUGCUGCUGGAGCAAUAGAGGGGCAAACCUUCAAUAAAACGGGCAAGCUGAGAGCAUUGAGCAAGCAAAAUCUGCUCGAUUGUUCAGAGUAUCUGGGGAACCAGGGCUGCACAGGCGGUAGGCCCUCUCUGGCCUUCCAGUACGUGAUCGACAAUGGAGGAAUUCAGGCUGAGGCGACCUAUCCCUACACAAUGGCAGUGAGGACCUGUCGUUUCAACAGCAGCAAGGUUGCCGCCACCGUGGCAAAUUACAAGUACCUCCCAAUUGGCGAUGAGCAGGCUUUGGCAGAUGCCCUGGCAACCAUUGGGCCAAUCUCAGUGGUCAUUGAUGCCAGUCAGAUCAGCUUCCAGUUCUACCUGUCUGGAAUCUACAAUGAUCCAAAAUGCUCUGUACUUAACCUAAGUCAUGCCAUGUUGGCAGUUGGCUAUGGAUUCCAAGGAAGUAACAAUUACUGGAUUAUCAAAAACAGCUGGGGAACCCUAUGGGGUGUCAAUGGUUACCUGAUGCUGGCCAAGGACAAGAACAACGCCUGUGGAAUCAGCCAGUAUGGUGCUGUCCCUUUUGUUUGAAACCCCCAGCUGGCUACCUUUGUGUUACACUGAUUCGAGUGCAGUCAUAAGCCAGACUCUGAUCAUUGGAGUUUUGUUGAAUGAGAAAUCUCAAGUGUGGGAUGUGGUGGAAUGUGACCAGCAAUAAUGGGAGGAAAAAGUGAAAACAGGCUGCUAAACACACACAUUGUCAUGGAGGACUAGACAGAAUGUCAAGUAUAAUGAUGGCUAAUUAGAGAUGAAAUGAAAUUUGUGUGUAGGGAUUAUUUUGUAGUUCUGUGUCAGUUGAGUAGACCAGCCAGUUUUACAAGAAUAUUGUAGUAAUUAAUCCUUAACAAGUCAGAAAUUUGAGCUGAUAUAAUUUCCCAAUACUCAUUCUUCAUGUUAGCAAAAUAAAUGCAACUGUUAACUUAA